Momordica charantia (bitter melon) is the source of this 942-nucleotide messenger RNA. Its product is annotated as nuclear transcription factor Y subunit B-3. Gene Ontology annotation, molecular function: protein heterodimerization activity; RNA polymerase II cis-regulatory region sequence-specific DNA binding; DNA-binding transcription activator activity, RNA polymerase II-specific. Gene Ontology annotation, cellular component: nucleus; CCAAT-binding factor complex. The record is from RefSeq and is a predicted model, not a curated record. Gene Ontology annotation, biological process: regulation of transcription by RNA polymerase II. Lineage: Eukaryota; Viridiplantae; Streptophyta; Magnoliopsida; Cucurbitales; Cucurbitaceae.
GCGAAGCCGAACAGGCCGCCCUAGCUAGAUAUUUAAAAAAAAAAAUACGAUGAUUGUUCAGUUGCAAAUAGAACAACCAAUCACCCUUCGUCACGUAGCAAAGUCUACACCGUUGGAUCACCCCUAGUUCCCUAGUGAAUCCAACGCUUCAGAAACUCCCACGGAGCGUACUCUUAUCGACAAAUAAACGGUGGGAAACGAAACACGUGUCGCUCCCGAUGCAUUAUUAACCCAAACGACGCGACGGACUCUUAACAACUGCAACACUGCAGCGCCCAUUUACCUGUUUUGUUGGAGUAUUUCUUCUCCGGUGGCGACUUUCUCCAUCUCUUUAAUCAGAAUUUCCGAUUACGACCACCGGCUCCGGCAUCCUCCGUCGCGUAGAAAUUCUGGAAAAUUGGCCGCUCUCCCUUCGCGUCGCGGGUGCUUGAAUGUAUCUCCUGUAUGAUUAUCUGAUUCUUUUCGAUUCAUGACCGAUUUUGUAACUUGAGGAGUUCCUGAUAGGCGCAGCAGAACUUGAUGAUGAUGAUGAUGUGUUGCUUCGUGAUACGAUUCUGGAAUCGCAAUUAGUGGUUUGGAACAAUAGAGUUUAGCAAUUGGAUUGUUCUUCUGCACUUUUCUUUCUUUCUUGAUUUGUUUUGCGAGAGAAUGAUUCGUAUCCGACAAUUUUCAUAGCGAGAAGUGGAAGGAUUCGGUCUAUAUUUUUCUGAAACUUAAAUUUGAUAGUUAUAGAAAAAUCUUCGGCAUCAGAAUGGAUCGGGAUGAGGAAAAGUUAGGUUGAACUGAGUCUAGUUUCAGUGGUUGAAAUUGUAAAAUUAGGUGAGGGAAAUCGAAGGAAUCACUGCAGAAGGUGUAUUUAGAGAUUGGAAAUGGCGGAUUCGGAUAACGAAUCGGGAGGACACAACAGCAACGCGAACAGCGAGCUAUCGGCGAAAGAGCAGG